Messenger RNA from Strongylocentrotus purpuratus (purple sea urchin), 4122 nucleotides. RefSeq lists its product as uncharacterized. The coding region runs from base 1 to 4122 and encodes 1373 amino acids. The transcript has a single exon. Gene Ontology annotation, biological process: DNA integration. Gene Ontology annotation, molecular function: nucleic acid binding. The record is from RefSeq and is a predicted model, not a curated record. NCBI's taxonomy places the organism in Eukaryota, Metazoa, Echinodermata, Echinoidea, Camarodonta, Strongylocentrotidae.
AUGGCGGCCGCCAGUGCUGCAGCCGCAAUGAAUCUUCAUCCUGCGAUGAACUGGGACGCCGACGAUGUGGUGGAAGCAUUCAAGAAAUUCAAACAGAAAAGUCAACUAGCAUUCAAGAGCUUCCUGAAAGGUUCAACAACUGAGGAACAGGUCAGUUAUAUCCUGUUAUGGUCUGGAGAAAGGGGAUUAGACCUGUACAAUAGUUGGGACAUGCCAGAGCCCGACUGCAAUGAUCCAAUAAAAGUCCUAGAAAAAUUCGAAACACAUCUAGAGCCUAAAUCAAAUCACAGGAUCCGUAGAUAUGAAUUUCAGAGCCUCAGGCAAGAGCCACAAGAAACAGUUGACAAUUUCCUAGCCAGGCUGAAGAAUGUUGCAAGUAAAUGCAAAUUCAAAGAUGAGGAAGAGAGGCUUGUAGACCAAUUCAUAUGGGGAUGUGUGCAUCCAGAAGUCCAAAAGAUGCUCAUAGGCAAGGAUGCUCUCAAGUUGAAAGAUGCAACAGACACCGCUAGAGCACACGAAGCGACGAAAAAACAGAUGGCCACACUCUCGCCCCAGGCCUCCAGCAAGAUAGAUGUUGUCUCAAAGCAGCCAUGGCAAAAGAGCCAACAAACUUGCAGAAAUUGUGGACUGGUUCAUAGCUUUGACGACCGACAGAAAUGUCCAGCAUUCGGGAAGGAAUGCAGAGCGUGUGGAAGGCUUCAUCACUGGGAAAAGAAAUGCAGGUCAGGCAAACCAGACAGAAAGACCCAAUUCCAGAAGAGUGAUAGAAAGAAAGCUAACAAAUUCAAACGUAAAGAAAUACAUGCUCAACAAGAGGAAGAUGACACAUCAGAGGAUGAAUUCUUGUCAGUGGGCAUGAUCAAAGUCCAUGAGAUGGAGAGUAAGAACAGCGACGAGGAUGAUGAGGCAUACAGUACAAUCCAAAUUCAAAAGAAAGUGGGCAAGAAACGAACAUUCAUCGAUCUGAGGGUAAAAGUUGACACCGGAGCCCAGAGUAACCUUUUGCCUAUCAGCCUCUAUAGCAGGAUGUUUCCAGAGCACAUGGCACAAGCUGACAAAAUCAAAGACGGAAUCCUCACUCCCAGUAAGGUAAUUCUGACUGCAUAUGGAGAGCACGUUGUUCCACAACUGGGCAAAGCAACAAUUGCAGGGAAACACAAUGAAAAAGAGGUUAACUGUACCUUCUAUGUGGUCAAAGCAGAAGGACCUGCAAUCCUCGGACUAAGCAGCUGUCGAAAGCUCAAAAUUGUAACGCUGAACCUUGCAGUCGUGACAUCAUCACCCAGAAUCGACAAAGACAUGCCAAUAAAGGACAGGCCUCCUAUCAGAAGCAAAGCCGAGUUGAUCAAUAUGUACCCAGAAUGCUUUGAUGACACAGUCGGUUGCUUUGACUACCAAUACCACAUAACAGUUGAUCCAAAUGUGCAACCGGUGGUCCACCCGCCUCGCCGUGUUCCCCUGGAGUUGAGGGAAAGACUGAAGACGCAACUUGAGGAGAUGGAAGCCAAAGGCAUCAUCACUAAAGUCACACAACCAACUGACUGGGUAAACUCGAUCGUCGUGAAGGAAAAACCAAAUGGCAAGCUUCGCAUAUGUCUAGACCCAAAAGACCUGAAUAAGGCGCUUAAACGUGAUCACUACCCUACUCCGACCCUUGAAGAAAUUACACCUUCAUUGGCUGGGUCCAAAGUCUUCAGUAAAUUGGAUGCCAGCAACGGGUAUUGGAACAUAAAGAUCACUGAAGAGUCGUCUAUGCUCACCACUUUCAAUACACCCUUUGGGAGAUUCCGAUUCAACCGUCUUCCAUUUGGGUUGAGGGUCAGUCAAGACGUCUUUCAGAGACAGAUAGACGAGACAUAUCAAGGCUGCAAAGGAGCAGUGGGGAUAGCUGAUGACAUACAGAUCUAUGGAAAGGAUGAAACCACACAUGACUACAAUCUUCACGAGGCUAUGGAGAAGACCAGGAGAGCAGGCAUCAAGCUCAACGUAGAUAAAUGUGUGAUCAAAGAGGAUGAGUGCAAGUUCUUUGGGUUGAUCUACUCUGCAAACGGAGUGAAGCCAGAUCCUGCAAAAGUGGAAGCGAUCAACCACAUUGAAGCUCCCAAAGACAAGAAAGAGCUGAGAAGCUUCCUGGGCCUCAUCCAAUACAUGGGUAUCUUCAUACCCAAGCUUGCCGAUCACACUGCCAAUCUCAGAGAACUGAUGAAAGAGGACGCUGAAUAUGCUUGGUGUGCUUCACACACCAAGGACUUGAAUGCAAUCAAGCAACUCAUCAGCAAAGAGACAACUUUGCAGUACUACAACAGACACAAACCAGUAGUGUUGCAGGUUGAUGCCUCUAUGAAAGGAGUUGGUGCAGCAUUGAUGCAAGAGGGCAGACCUGUAGCCUUUGCAUCGAAAGCUCUCACAUCAGCAGAAACAAGGUAUGCAAACAUCGAAAGAGAGCUCUUAGCUGUAGUAUACGGCUGUGAAAAAUUCCAUACAUACCUUUAUGGCCGAAGUUUCAUCAUUGAAUCUGACCAUCGCCCUCUUGAGCAGAUAGACAGAAAGAACCUCACUAAAGCACCAGCCAGGCUGCAGAGGUUACUAUUGAGACUACAAAGCUAUGACUACAGCAUCACCUACAAGCCAGGAAAGGACCUACUACUGGCGGAUGCUCUAUCCAGACUGUCACCACAUGACAAACAUGAGAUGGAUGGACUGAGUGUUAAGAUCCAUCACAUUGUGAGUGUGACAAACAACAAGCUGGACGAAAUCAGAGACAAAACCAGCAGAGACGAGGAGCUCCAGCUACUCGCCCAGACAGUCACGCAGGGGUGGCCAGAGAAGAGACACCAAGUACAACCCCUCAUUCGAGAAUACUGGGCCAUCCGCGAUGACGUAUCAGUGGAGAAUGGAGUACUGAUGGCAGGAUCUCGAAUAAUCAUACCCCGAACCAUGCAACAAGAGAUCCUUACUAAGAUCCACCAGGGACACCUAGGUAUGGAGAAAUGCAAACUCAGAGCAAAAUCAGCAGUGUACUGGAUAGGCAUGUACAAGGACAUAGAAAAAACGGUAACUGCAUGCCACACCUUCCAAAAGUACAGAAACUCUCAACAGAAGGAGGAGAUGAUACCUAGUCACAUCCCAAGCAGGCCAUGGCAGACCAUAGGAGUAGAUCUGUUCACAGAAAACCAAGAAUGGUAUUUGAUAUUGGUCUGCUACUACUCCAAAUUCCCAUUCGUGAGAAAGGUGAAGGACUUGAAAGCCACAACAAUAACUUCCGUGGCUCGAGGAUUAUUUGCAGAACAAGGGAUACCAGAACAGAUUAUCUGUGACAACGGAACCCAAUUCACUUCUCAGGAAUUCAAGAAGCUAGCCACUGAGUAUGGGUUCACGAUUACGACUUCCUCACCAUACUAUCCCAAAGGCCAUGGGUUUGUGGAAAGACAAGUGCAGACAGCAAAGAAAACACUGAUCAAGUGUAGAGAAAUGAAAGAAGAUCCACAUCUGGCACUUCUGUCCUUGCGAGCAACACCACUGAAGGCUGAUAUGAAAUCCCCAGCAGAGAUGCUGAAUGGCAGGAAGUACAAAACCACUCUGCCAACAAGGAUUCAAGGUCCUAUUGACCAAGAGGAGACAAGAGCCAAGCUAGAAGCAGCCCAAGCAGAAGGACAGAGGCACUACAACAAACAUGCACAAAACUUACCUGAGCUUCUUGAUGGACAAAAUGUGCAUGUUCAAGACCCAAUAUCCAAAUUAUGGAUCCCAGCAAAGAUCAUCAGCAAAGCCGAAACUCCAAGGUCCUACAUCAUCGAGACGGAGACUGGCAGGCAGCUGAGACGAAACCGGGUCCACAUCCGCCCAACACCUACAACUCCAGUAGCAACACCUACAACACCACUAGCAACACCAACAACAUCAUCUGCAACUCCCGCAGCAAGUACAACAACAGCACCUGAAAUAGAUGACAACGCUAACAAUACACGCACCACCAACCAGAUGACACCACAACAAGGGACAACCUCUGGACAGAAUUCAUCCCAACAACCAAGCGCUACAGCAACACCACAGGCACCGCAGACCACAACACAGUCAACUAGGUGGAGAAGCAACAUCUUGCCACCAACGCGUUACCGCUAG